Fonsecaea erecta is the source of this 996-nucleotide messenger RNA. RefSeq lists its product as hypothetical. The coding region runs from base 1 to 996 and encodes 331 amino acids. The transcript has a single exon. The record is from RefSeq and is a predicted model, not a curated record. NCBI's taxonomy places the organism in Eukaryota, Fungi, Ascomycota, Eurotiomycetes, Chaetothyriales, Herpotrichiellaceae.
AUGGCAUCAUCUGCUGCGAGGAAACCAGGACAACUAGAAGUGCCAGCGGCAGCGUCCGGGAUUGAACGACCCAAGCUCACCACCACGACCACGCGAACGACCGUGCACCGUCUCCCUCCUCCAGCGCUGUUCCAAGGCCCUCCGUCCAAAAAUGCAUCGCACAUCUCCCUCGUGGUCCCUCCCGACCGUCCUCCCACCGAGGCCGAAGGAGGCGCCCAACAGGGCCAGCGCAAGAUUAUCCGCCCGUCUCGAGUUCCUCCCGCCCCGUCUUUCUCCGGCACGUCGCCAUCUCAGCUACGUCCCCCUGCCGCAGGGACAGAUGGGGACGACCAGCGCGCCGAGCAGCUCUGGGCGGAGAUGCAAAAGACACUCGCAGACGUGGAGAUCUCGGCCAUGAACACCUCUCACGUCUUUGGCUCGUCUCACUUACGAGCAUUGGAAGAGCUACGGACCGCGCAACUGUCCCUGGCGAAGACGUGGGCGAAGAUUGAGGCGGACGAAUCGUUGGACCAUGACUUCGACAUCGUCUCGCAGAAGGAGUCGAACUUGGGCGCGACAUUGGAGAACAAGACCUCCGCAACGCCAUCCGGUCUCCAACGGCCACCAAAGGGCACAGGUGCGACCGGCACCGGCACGACGGCCUCGCCUGCGACAGUCAAGGACGCAGGAUCCCCUGACGGGAAGCCCAGCGCGUUUACGAACGACAAGAACCUCGAAGAAGAAACGGAGCGGGACAUCCAACUCGCGCGGCAACGGCGCGAGGCCAACGACCGGUAUUUCUCGCAGGUCAACAAAGGCGUGCUGGACGUGGUGAGCAAACUGGACGAGGUCGCCGGCGCCAUGAGGCGAGUCGAACGAGAGAGUCGGGAGAUUUGGGACGAGUCGAGCGAGGAUUCGGACGAUGCCAAUGAAACCGGCGGCAGUGACACGGAAGGCGAGGCCACAGACCGGACGGGCAUGACGGAUAGUCCUGUGCCUGUGAGGAAGGAUGGCUGA